AAACAACUGGGGAGAGGCCAAUUGCACCGUAAGGGAAAUAUUCCGAGAUUGUAUGUAGCUAUUAUACAAAUACUGUAUUCUCUAUGCAAUUAAAUAUUUCAAGCAGCGUUGUACAAAUGCCAAAUGUUCGACAUUUGCAUGGCUUUAUUACUGUCUAAAUAGCUCAGGUUAGUUUACGUUAAUUCACAACAUUAGCUAGUAGCAGCUAGCUAUAGCAAAGGUGCUUUGUUUAACUGACCCGUCGCAGCAUGAAGGAACCGUUGGAAUAAUGCAGCUUGCUACAUAUUCGUAACUUAUACAAUGAAAUAUCGCCUGUUUAGCUCCCGGGUGAAUGAAGGAGAUUCUCUUUCCAGUUGACACUCUGUGAACAUGAAGGGUCAACAGAAAAGCCCUGACCCGGAUGAAAGUGCACAUGUCAUUGAAGAAGGUGCAGUGGCUACAGCAGAUGACCCAUCAGCUGCCAUCGCCACCAUUCAGUCUGCCGCCACCUUCUCCUCAGAGCAUCCCAUAAAGUAUCUAUUCAAGACGGAGGGAGCUGGGGGGCAGGUAGGGGAGCUGUACUACCCUCCCGCUGGGCAGGUGACAUACAGAGUAAUCCAGGUGUCUGAUGGACAGUUGGAGGCUCAACGUGAUGGAGCCACAGCGGUCAGUGUGCUCACUGGAUUUCCUGCAGCCACACAGCCUGUGACCCAGGCUUUGUACUCUCAGUCUGAGGGGUUGGAGGGGGACGGCACUGAGACGCAUUACACCUACUACCCUGCAACCAUCGCUGAUGCUUCACCAGGCACCAUGGUAACCAGCGUGGUGCAGGCAUCUGAUACACAUCUAAGUCAGAGCACUCCCACUGGGCAGUUGUAUGUGAUGAUGUCCCCCCAGGAAGUGCUGACGGGAGCCAACCAGAGGUCCAUUGCACCUCGCACACAACCGUACAACGCAAAAUCAGAGGUCCCACGCACUUCUAGAGAUGACAAAAGACGAGCCCAGCACAACGAGGUUGAACGUAGACGCAGGGACAAGAUCAACAACUGGAUCGUCACGCUCUCAAAGACCAUCCCAGACUGCAACAUUGACCCUACCAAGUCAGGGCAGGUCAGUAUCAGCAAUGAGAGUAAAGGUGGGAUCCUCUCCAAAGCCUGUGACUAUAUCCAGGAGCUUCGGCAGAACAACCUUAGACUGGGGGAUGACCUAAGCACCCUGGAUAGGCUCAAAAUGGACAACCAACUACUGAGGCAAGAGGUAGAAGACUGGAAAUCCAAGAACCAGGUUCUGAGGAACCAGCUGCGACAGAAUGGCAUUGUAGGAGCAGCAAACGCAGACACUCAGUGAGGAGCAGCAAGGGUAGUCGGGGGAGAAUAUCUCAGUGAAGGAAUGGAACUUUUGACCUCAAACUAAAAGAAAAUUCUCACUACAAAAACUUCACUACAAAAUCAGUCUGAAGGAGUUUGCAAGAUAGGUCAUUAAAUGACCACAUUUUACAUAAGGAAAACCAUGUUAGCUCUUGUAAAGAUUUUUCCCGCAGUUCUUCAGCUGUUAUGUACAUACUUGUUUAGCUUUUUUACCUUUUUGACACAAUUGCGCUUCAUUGUAUCAGGUAUAUAUACUAACUCUUAGUAUAGGUUUCAAAAUACAUUUUACAUUUGACACAUCUAGAGUAUCAGAUGUCCCCACUUGCAGAAAUGACUCAGAACUUUGUUUUUUUCUAAACUUGUCAGCAGGAAAUGUAUUAUAAUGAUAUAUAUUGUAAUAAAGGAUCUUAGUAUUGAUAAAUUA
Messenger RNA from Oncorhynchus gorbuscha (pink salmon), 1770 nucleotides. Its product is annotated as upstream stimulatory factor 1-like. The transcript has 11 exons. Lineage: Eukaryota; Metazoa; Chordata; Actinopteri; Salmoniformes; Salmonidae. Gene Ontology annotation, biological process: regulation of transcription by RNA polymerase II. The coding region runs from base 370 to 1326 and encodes 318 amino acids. The record is from RefSeq and is a predicted model, not a curated record. Gene Ontology annotation, molecular function: RNA polymerase II cis-regulatory region sequence-specific DNA binding; DNA-binding transcription factor activity, RNA polymerase II-specific; protein dimerization activity.